Prorocentrum cordatum is the source of this 592-nucleotide messenger RNA. Lineage: Eukaryota; Dinophyceae; Prorocentrales; Prorocentraceae. The record is from the annotation of a GenBank genome assembly.
CAAACAUCGAGCCUCUGCAGGGGCCAGAUUCUUGCCCAUCUCCAGUGCGCCCCGGGGCUCCGGGGAAGGGAGCCCCACACUCCAAGCUGCAGUCAGUGGAUGUGGACACGAGCCUUGCCCGCACUCUCGUCACCCAGCGCGCGCAGAGGCCGCGCCCGAGGCGGCCCGCUCCCUGCCGACCCUCCUCCUCGUGUCUGCUGCCUGCUCUCUCCGUGGCGGGCCCGUGCCUCCGUCCGCGCGCCCACGCGCUCCAGUGCAUCCGCGGCUCGGGCUGCACGUUCGCGCACGGGCAGGAGGAGCUGGCAACCAUCAUCGCGGUGAAGGAGGAGGAGGAGACGCGGAAGCAGCACCGGUUGGCAGUGUCUCGACCCUACGACAUGCGGCCAGGAGACUGGGAGUGUCCCGGGUGCGGGGACCUGCAGUUCGCGCGCAACGCGCACUGCCGCCGCUGCGGGGCCUCCAGGGAGCGCGAGCCGCGGCCCCCGAAGAAGCGAGACAAGGACUGAGCUCUGCAGAGGGCGGCAGCGCAGGGAGCGCUGGCGCGGGCGCGGGGCCGCCGCCGGCGCAGGGUCGGCCGGAGGUGCAGAGGAGG